UGGUAGGCAAGGGGUCUGGGGAGCUUGACUGGCAGCUGAAUUUCAUAGAAAACAUGCUGUUUAACCUGGAUUUUAUGUCUAUUUAGGGUGUGAGAGCCAGUGGAGACGGUGGUGAGAUGGUUAAUGGUCCACAGCUACCGCGGCUUGUUACUUGCAAGCUACUAUGUUGGGCCAAGAGGUGACUCCAGCAGGAAUUCUGAAGAGUCAAAAUGAUGUGACAGUGAAUAAUGAGUAGUACCUACUGUGGCAACUCUUCAGCUAAGAUGAGUGUCAACGAAGUGUCAGCUUUCUCGUUGACUCUGGAGCAAAAAACUGGCUUCGCUUUUGUUGGGAUUUUGUGUAUCUUCUUGGGACUUCUUAUCAUCAGAUGCUUCAAAAUCCUGUUAGACCCAUAUAGUAGCAUGCCUUCCUCUACAUGGGAAGGUGAAAUUGAAGAGUUCGAUAAAGGGACAUUUGAAUAUGCACUUGCCUGAGCGUUUCAGCUUUAUAGUUUUUAGGGUUAUACCACUGGGGCACAUGGUGGACACAACUGUAAUUUCCUUCAGUGUGCUGGAGGAAGAUCAUUUCAUUCACUGAAUUCAAUAAAGGUGUAUGGUUAAUUUAUCCA
Messenger RNA from Orcinus orca (killer whale), 607 nucleotides. It is a transcript of the gene CTXN2, whose product is annotated as cortexin 2. Bases 228 to 473 code for a protein of 81 amino acids. NCBI's taxonomy places the organism in Eukaryota, Metazoa, Chordata, Mammalia, Artiodactyla, Delphinidae. The transcript has 2 exons. The record is from RefSeq and is a predicted model, not a curated record.